AUGUCAGACUCGAUCAAGGAAUUCGUCGAGAUCCCACAGAACUUCUUCCGCGAAGGAACGCACUUUGUCAACCGUUGCACAAAGCCGAAUCGCAAAGAAUACAUCCAAAUCUGCAGAGCGGUAGGAUUGGGCUUUGUCGUCAUGGGCUUCAUCGGGUACUUUGUCAAGCUUAUUCACAUUCCAAUCCACUCAAUCCUUGUUGGUGGAGCCUAA
Messenger RNA from Mycosarcoma maydis (corn smut), 213 nucleotides. Its product is annotated as translocon subunit SSS1. The coding region runs from base 1 to 213 and encodes 70 amino acids. Gene Ontology annotation, biological process: protein targeting; post-translational protein targeting to membrane, translocation. Gene Ontology annotation, cellular component: Ssh1 translocon complex; membrane. The transcript is spliced from 5 exons. The record is from RefSeq and is a predicted model, not a curated record. Lineage: Eukaryota; Fungi; Basidiomycota; Ustilaginomycetes; Ustilaginales. Gene Ontology annotation, molecular function: transmembrane protein transporter activity.